Molecule: messenger RNA, 2269 nt
Organism: Styela clava
Lineage: Eukaryota; Metazoa; Chordata; Ascidiacea; Stolidobranchia; Styelidae
Source: RefSeq, a predicted model, not a curated record
CUGCAUUAUAGGUGAAUUAAAAAUCAUUACGCUUACAUUUCUGAAAAUGUCGUAAGAAUACCUUUUUGGUGCAUAAAAAUAAGCUGUAGUUAAAUGUAUUUCAGUUGGCGGUACUAGAGAAUUGUCAUAUUAUAGUAGCCUACUUAUAUUAUUCGUAAGUAUUAUUUUAAUAUUAAGUAUACCAGCAUUAAACUCUCUAUUUGAUCUAUCACGGUCAGCUAUCAUCUAUUUGAGCGAAGAUCAAUCACAAUCAUAAAGACAGUGCGAUGGAUAUAAGCACAGCGAUAAGAAUUAGCUGGAUAAUCAUCUUGCUCGUCUCAUUGUAUGGUGGAUUGUCAUACGGAUAUAAGAUUCCCAGCACGUCUGUCGCCACAACACUACAUGACGAAAAUGUCCCGGAAAAUACUACUCUCGUCGAUACAGAGAGAACCAUGACCAUGACGGAAACGAGAGAACCCAGUAAUACUAAAGAAGACAAUGUGAAGAAAACUACACCCCACACUCCAAUUACACCGGGGGAAUUGGAUGACAUUAUUUUUGAAAAAAUGAAGGAAGUGGAAUCAGCAAGAAGAAAAUGCAUCUAUGGAGAGUUUUAUAGUUUCGCUCUUAAAACCUGCCAGCUAUGCAUAACAAAAUGCGAGAAUCAUACAAAUAUGGAUUUGUGUGGGAUAGAGUGUAAUGAAUACUUCCAAAAUGAAGACAGAAAAAGCGAAUCCGCUCAGAAUCUAUUGAUCGCAAGCUGCCUGGGUGGUGUUGCUUUUGCCCUAACCAUCACCCUGACUGUCAGUUGUUGUAUUUUGCUAAAAAGUGUUCACGAACUGAAUAAACGAAUAAAAACGAUUGAAGAUCGAAACCGUGGCGCACCUGAUGGAGAUAAGAAGCCAUUUCCAGUGGACUCAGAAAUGGAAAACGAAAACCAAGAAGGUGGACAAAUUGAUAUGACAGGAUCGAAUACUCCCCUCAUCCCGCCGUCACAAAGUUAACUUCUUCAAGGAUGGAACAUUCAGAACAUCACAAUUAUGCAAUAUCGCACGAAACAAAUAUUAGAACAUACAAAAAACAUAUGCAUCAAUUCGCAAAAUAUCGCCUGUUUUAAUCCACUUUAUGAUUGUUUUUUUUUUAUGGCAACAUGCACCCACUAUAUAUGCAGUUUUACGGCUACGUUCUGUUGGACUUGUACACAUAUUUUAUGUUAUAUAGUUGAGUAUUGAGUAUUUUGUCAAUAAGAGAACAUCUGGCCAAUCUAAUCAAGCAAUUAGUAAAUUAUCAACAAAAGCAGAUCGCAGCAACGUGAUGGGAUUGUUUGAGAUAUUAACAAAGUGGAUCUGAGUGCCGUUAAAGACAUUCUGAAAAAUAGGGUUUAAUCGACCAGUGUAUCGAAGGCAAUACAAAAGACAUCAAAAGAGAAGGAUCCUUUACUUACACAAAAGACUGUUCAUUUUCAGGAUCUGCUUUUAUAUGUUUUUUAUAAUCCAAUAAGUGAAUUGGUGUGCGCGAUAAAGACUUGGGCCCACGCACUCCGCCUCGCCAAGCCCGCAAUCCUGAUAUAUGAAUGAAUAUUAUAUUAGCAUCGCUUCAAACUGUUUUUGCUUUUGUCAGCUCUGAUAAUAUAUUGUUGUGUUAUUAUUGUAUUGGUUUUUAAAUCAUACUUUGGUACGAUCCUGAUAUAUAUCCUUAUAUCACAAAUCUUCUGAUUAGUUUAACUGGAUUCGGCGAAUGUCUUGAACCAAGUUGAAAAAAAAAAUUUUCCCAAUCAUCUGGCCUAAUGAAUACUGAACAAAAUCGAAAAAAACAUACCAGAAAAUUAGAUUUGUAAAUAUAUAAAGUCAGGGACAAUGACAACAUAUCACCACUUUUAAAUGUUUCAUUUAGAAUCAAAAGGCUAGAGGCAAGAUCGGACAUGGGCAAUGUACGGCCCGCAGGCCAAAUCUGGUUCACCUGAUUCUGCCACAACAAAACUGAAACCGAAGCUAAAAAUAACUCAAGAAAUUUGUUGAAAUUGCGGUUAAGAUUAGUUUUGGCACGAGGCUUAUUGUUUUCCACUGUUGCUUUUGUAACAAUGUAAAUAUUGAUAAUAAAAUGUAACUUUUUACGCCACACUUACAAAGCCCGCCAGUCCAGGUAGGCAACAUUUUUGGUUGGCCCCUGGUUCAAAAACCUUUCCCACCCCUGGGCGAGAUCAAUGUCAAUUUCAUAUUUUCUAUACAUUUAUAAUGCGCUUCUCUUUUAUUUUAUUGAUACUUUAGUCAAUAAAUGAUUGCUCUUGGCA